AUGUAUACAAAUUAUCGGCUUAAAAACCAACAAAACAUUAAACACUCGACAGUCGACACACAUAUCUAUUUAGCCACUCUGGAGAAGAAGGAGAAGGGCUACCACUCUAUUAUGCAAAUAAAUGAUGUGAAUGUGGAGGACGCCGGCAAGUACAAGGUGAUCGCCAAGAAUGAGCUUGGUGAAAGUAAUGCCUCGAUUACACUAAAUUUUGACGAUGAUGAGGCACCGGUGCCCGUGGACGGCGCCAAACCCACGUUCACCGAAAAACCUGUGAUAAAACAAUCGGACGACUGCUCAAGGAUUACGUUUGAGUGCCGAUUAGUAGCCGAUCCCAACCCAUCCAUCCAAUGGCUGCACUCCGGGAAAGUGGUUAAAGAGGAUUCUAGACAUAAGUACUCCCUAUUGUCCGACAAACACAACCAAAUAGCAUCUCUUACCAUCUCUGAUGUCUGCAACGAAGACAGCGGUGAGUAUAAGGUCGUGGCCACCAAUAAACACGGCGAUGGAUACGCCACUAUUAACUUGAACUUCGAUGAGGAUAAACCGGAUCUACCGGACGGCAAAGCCCCCAGAUUUCCAAAGAAGCCCACAAUUAGACAAAAAGGAACGACACUUAUAUUAGAAUGCCUUCUGGAAGCGAAUCCCUUUCCAGAGAUUACAUGGUUUCACGGAACCAAAGCCCUGUCUACUGGAGUCCGUCAUAAGACCAAAAAAGUAGAUACUGGCAAAGAUACGUACACAUUGUCCCUCGAGAUCUCUGACCCAACCACUGAUGACGGCGGGAACUAUAGGUGCAAUGCCGUCAAUGAAUUGGGCGAAUCCAACGCUAAUAUUGCGCUCAACUUUCAAAGCGGUGAUGACGAAGACUUGUCGCCAGUAUUUGUUCAAAAGCCGCGAAUCAUUCCAAAGGAAGGAAGCGUUACCCUGGAAUGUAGGGUCAAGUCGACCACCAAAAUCACUACCGUUUGGUAUAAGGGGUCGACUGUUGUCAAAGAGUCGACAAGAGUGAAGAGUUCCCUAAUUAAUGAAUCUAAAGAGGAAUACACUGUCACACUGGAUAUUAAAAGCCCUUCUGGAGAAGACAGUGGAGAAUAUAAAUGUGUGAUAAAGAAUGAAAGCGGAGAACUCAUUGCAAACCUGAAGCUAAACAUUGAGGGCGCGACUAAGGGGACGGGAGAGGCGCCCACUUUUGUGGAGAAACCGAAAAUCAUUUCCGAACGGAACGGCAAGUUAAUAGUAAUGGAGUGCAAAGUGAAGUGCAAACCAAAGCCCGAUAUCGUGUGGUUCUACGAGUCGAGUGAAGUGCGAGAAUCGACACGAAUUAAGCAGACAAUCAGUGAAGAGAAAGACGUCUAUUUGAUUCGUAUGGAAAUACACGACCCGGCACUCAAAGACUCUGGUGUUUACAGAUGUAAUGUUAGGAACAGCGCCGGAGAGAUCGCUCCUGUGAUCAAAGAGAAGCCACGAAUUAUACGCAAAGAAAGACAACAAAAAAUAGUAAUUGAAUGUAAUGUUGAAUCCGGAGGUAAACCUAAUUUCAUUUGGCAAAGAGAGACAACUCUUGUCAAAGAGGACUCAAGACAUCAGAUUAUUGUAAGGGAAGAGAAUAAAGGAGAAUAUGUUAUCGCUCUUGAAAUCGAUAGACCCGGUGCUAACGACAAAGGCAUGUAUACACUGAUUGCCAAAAACGAGAAGGGAGAAGUGACCUCCCAGGCCAUCAAUGUUACCAUUGAUGACGACGAGGAGGAGGAGAAAAAGAAGGGCUCAAAGCCUAAAAUUAUUCAAAAACUUCGCUCAGAAACCGUAGAAUCGGGCGAAACGAUCGAAUUGAUCACAAGAUACCAAUCGACCGAAAAGACACGAGUGAUUUGGUAUAAAGACAGGCGAGUGAUCAAUGAAAGUCGAAACUAUAGGAUCUAUUCCGACGAUUCCACUUCGAGACUAACGAUCAACAACGCGACCACAGAAUUAAGUGGAGAAUAUUCUGUGGAAAUCAUCAACUCUUCGGGCAAAGAGGAGUCGAGCGCUACUCUUAGAGUAACAAAAGCCACAGAAGAGGAGGAGGAGGCCGAAGAAGAGGUCGAAAAGAAAAAAGUCAAAAAGACUGUCGAGGAAGAGGUCGAAGAGAAAAAAGAGUCGAAAAAAGUAGAGGAAAAGAAAAAAGAGGAGGAACUCAAGAAAACAGAGGAAACAGAACUCAAGGAUAAAAAGAAACUUUCGGUUAAAAAGAAAGCCGAAGAGAAGAAAGUCGACGAAAACAAAGUCGAAACCAAAAAAGACGAAGAACUCAAGAAAACCGAAGAAACAAAACUCGAGGACAAGAAAAAGCUUUCGGUUAAGAAGAAAACCGAACAAAACGAGGAAAUAAAUAAUAAAACUAAAGUCGAAGAGAGAAAAGAGAGUUUGAAAGCCGAGGAAAAUAAGGUCUUCAAGUUAGACGAUCCGCCAAAGAAAAAGGCUUCUGUUAAGAAAAGGGAGAGUUUAGUCGAUAAGACUAAUGAAGUGACAGAGACUGAAGACAAGACUAAACUCAAACCGACGACAAGUCCGCCAAAGAUUAUAAUUCAAACCAAAGAAGAGGACAAAACAGAACCAAAACCCGAAGAAAAAACAGGUAAAAAACUUUCCGUUAAGAAAAAGGAAGAGAAGUCUACUGUUGACACCAAAGUAGAACCAAAACCAGAGACCAAACCCGAACCAAAACCGGAAGAAAAGAGGAAAUUAUCGAUUAAGAAGAAGGAAGAGGUGUCUACUGUUGAGACUAAAGUAGAAACAAAACCGGAGACAAAACCCGAAGAAAAGAGAAAGUUGUCGAUUAAGAAGAAAGAAGAGACAACUGUAGAGACAUCUGUUUCGAAACCUGAGACAAAACCAGAAGAAAAGAGGAAAUUAUCGAUUAAGAAGAAGGAAGAGGUGUCUACUGUUGAGACUAAAGUAGAAACAAAACCGGAGACAAAACUCGAAGACAAGAAAAAGUUGUCGAUUAAGAAGAAGGAGGAGACAAAGACCACUGAAGAGACAACUGUUUCUAAAACAGAACCAAAAUUAGAGGCCAAACCCGAAGAGAAGAGAAGAUUAUCCAUAAAGAAAGCACAGGAAGAGAAAAGUGCUGAAAGUGUUGACGUAAAAGAGGCAAAAGCAGAGAUGGCGUCGAGACUGGAAGUCGAGCCGAAGAAAAAGCUUUCGUUGAAGAAGAAGGUGUCGGAAAAGAAUUUGGAAAACGACAAGAAUGGUGAGGACGACAAACGCAAGGACUCACUGGUCAUCGAAGAGCCCGUUAAGAGAAGGCUUUCGGUGAAAAAGCCUGAGAAACGUGAGAGUAUUCCCUCCAUUGGUGAGCCGACAGAGGCGGGCGGGACUCCAACGGUGGGCGCGAAAAAAGGUUCGGUUAAUGAAAAUCGCGUUCAAAUUCCUAUAGUUAGAGAACCAACGCCUGAAUUAGAGCGCAAGGAAUCGGUUGAUAGUAGUAGUGAUAGACGCGAUUCACUAGUUUUAGACACACCUCCGCCCAGUCUUAGUCCGCGGGGUUCACGGAGGGGUUCCAUACUUAUUGUUGCAGAUGAGAAGGGGCUGGCGGUUGACGAGGCGGGACAGACCAAGAAGUUGAGGCCGGGAGAGAUGCUUGAAGUGAGGCGCGGCUCAGCUAUGCUUAGGAAGGGUAGUAUUGAUAUGAGACGGCUGUCGGCCGCUGAGAUAGACAUCGCCGACAAGCCGUCGACGCCAUUGCGAGCUCAGGGCGAUGAGGGGCCGCCAGUUAUUACAGAUUUCGUGUCGAGUGUCAGUGCAGUCGACGAUGACAGUGGAAUGGACUUCCGGGCUAUGCUUAAAGCCAAACAAUACGCCAAAUGGAAGAAAGAGAACGAAGACCCCGAUUGGGGAUCACUUAAGGCUACUGAAGAUGAACGCAGGGCUUCUCUCAAAGAGACCAAGGACGAUACAAACGAUCAGUCACUCCGAGUCCCCAGUCCUAGCAAUUCAAAGGAUAGGCGAACAACUCUCGCAGAUAUCAUACCCGAUUGGCCGACAUUACAAGCGGUUAAGAAAAAAAGACAGAAACCCGAUGUCUUUAUCAAACCUCUUGUGGACCAACGCGUCAAAGAAGGAAAGGACAAAAUGGUUCGCUUCGAAGCCGUUUACUCCAAGUCCGGCAUUAAAGCCAAAUGGUUUAAAGGCAGGACUGAGCUCUUCAUGGGCAAGAAGUACAACAUGACCAGCACUGGAGACCUUCACGUGCUAGAGAUCCGCGACCCGAGGGUCGAAGACGGCGCUCAAUACAAGUGCCAGUGUUUGGAGACCUCGUGCACAGCGAUGUUGGAAGUGGACAGACCCGACCCGGUCUACAAAUUCAUUAAGAACUUGCAGAAGAAGUACGAACAGUUCACGGGUAGGGAACUGGCGCUCGAGUGCACCACCAACCACUACAAGGCACCGGUCAAGUGGUAUAAGGGCGACAACCGGAUCGAGCCGAGCGACAAGUACUCGAUUGAGCAGGAUACUUUCGGCAAAAAAAUCUUGCGCAUUAAUAACUGCGCGGUCAGUGAUUCCGGUGACUACUCGUGUAAAAUAACGCCGAACGCCACGGAGGAAGUGACCAAAGCUGAGGUGGUCUGCACUGACAAGCAAUACAUUUUCGUCAAGUAUUUGAUGAGUUUGAGGACCACUGAGAACGAGACGAUUACAUUGGAGUGCGAAGUGGACGACAUGUACGCGAAGGUCCAGUGGUUCAAAGAUGGCAAAGAGAUCGCAUCCAUUCCCAAAAAGAUGGACAUUAUUUCUGACGGAAGGAAACGUAAAUUGAUUAUCAAAAAAGCCAAAGUGACGGAUGAGGGCGAGUAUAGCUGUACCACAAAUGCGGACAAAACUGUUUGCGAGACAAUCGUUGAGCCCGCAAAUAAGUUCCGUAAGAAACUACAGGACAAGACUGUGUUAGAGCGCGAAGAGAUUGUUCUGGAGGUGGAAAUGCUGGAGAAGAAGGCGCCCAUCAAGUGGUAUAAGAAUGGAGAAGAGAUCAGACCUAAUGAUAGAAUUACAAUCAAAUACAAUGACGACGGGAAGCAACAGUUGAUUAUAACCAAUGCACAGAUGGAUGACAUCGGAGAGUAUAGCGUCAAGAAUGAGAAGGGAAUGAAAUGCAGCUGUAAAGUGGAUGUCAAAGAGGCUGAAAAGAAACCGGAGCUCCGACUCGACAAAACCGACUAUCAGGCAGACGCUAACCGGCCCUUCACUAUCGAGAUUCCAUACAAAGGCAAUGAUUUUUGUUAUAAAUAUUGA
Messenger RNA from Oppiella nova, 5271 nucleotides. The record is from the annotation of a GenBank genome assembly. Lineage: Eukaryota; Metazoa; Arthropoda; Arachnida; Sarcoptiformes; Oppiidae.